AUGGGUUCUUCUUCUCUGAGGUCGUUCACUUCAGUUUUAUGGUCUACUUUAACGUUCUUGUUCGUGAAAAUUUCAGCAGAAGCAUCUUUUGAAUCAGAGGCAAAUUCUCUGCAUCACAGUGGUUGGUGGCCUGCCGCCAUUACCAGCAACAAUUCUGUGUACGCAUGCAUGUGGCCGGGCAUUUCGUGCAACGAUGCAGGAAGCAUCACUGGAAUUGACUUACCAGAAGAGUACCAGAUAGGAGACCGAUUUGUCCCGAGGCUCUCGCACUUGGACUUGUCCUCGAAUUAUCUAACUGGUGAGUUGCCUCCUUGCCUCGGAAAUCUCACUAGUUUAGGAUGGCUAGAUGUGUCUAUCAAUCAGUUGUCUGGCUCUAUUCCCUUAGCACUAGGGAGUUUGAAGAACUUGUUCCGCUUGGACUUACAUUUGAACCUUCUCACUGGUCCAAUCCCGAUUACCUUCGGUCGUUUGAGCAAUUUAAGCCUCAUUGACCUUAGCUCAAAUCAGUUAGGUGACAUGAUCCCUUCGGAAACUGGGAACCUCAGCAAACUAUGCUCUAUUGAUAUAAGUGGUAACGAAUUUGAGGGAGCGAUUCCACCUACUCUCAGUCGUCUGUUCAAUUUAAGGUCUCUACAUCUUUCCUCCAAUCGAUUAGGUGGUUCUAUUCCUCCUGAGAUAGGGGAUCUCAAGAACUUGUGUACGAUGGAUCUGAGCUUUAAUAACUUUGUUGGAUCAAUUCCUGCAACUCUAGUUCUUCUCUCCAAUUUGACAUUUCUUGGUCUCUCCACCAAUCGAUUAGGCGGUUCCAUUCCUCCUAAAAUAGGGAAACUCAAGAACUUGGUCACUAUGGAUCUAAGCUCCAACGAUUUCAACGAGACAGUCCCGUGGAGUCUUUGGAAUUUGACAAACUUAAGAUACCUAUACCUGCAACGGAACCAAUUCACCAACUCCAUUUCGUCCAGAAUAGGAUAUCUAGAGAACAUCAAUCGCAUGGAUUUAAGUGGUAACAAGUUCAGUGGUGCCAUUCCCUCAUCCAUUGGGAAUUUAAAGAGUUUAUCACAUCUCAGUUUGCAAGAAAACGGGUUCAGUGGCUCUAUUCCAUUAGAAAUAGGUCAUUUGGACAACUUGAUUGAGAUGAGGCUGAGCCAUAAUUCCUUUAUCUGCCCCAUCCCUUCCUCUCUGGGAAACCUGGUAAGCUUGAAAUCUUUGUAUCUGCAAGCCAAUCGUUUCAAUUGUUCCAUCCCGCGGGCAAUAGCAAAUCUGACGAGUCUCAUCAACCUGGACAUGAGCUCAAAUGACUUGAUCGGAUCAAUUCCGAGUGAACUUGGGAGUUUACCCAUGUUAAAGUAUCUUGACCUCCGCAAUAAUUCGCUCUCCGGCACUAUACCAAAAGGCAUGGAGUUUGCUCUCUCUCUUCUGUGA
Eucalyptus grandis is the source of this 1422-nucleotide messenger RNA. RefSeq names its product probable leucine-rich repeat receptor-like protein kinase At1g35710. The transcript is spliced from 2 exons. The record is from RefSeq and is a predicted model, not a curated record. Gene Ontology annotation, molecular function: protein binding. NCBI's taxonomy places the organism in Eukaryota, Viridiplantae, Streptophyta, Magnoliopsida, Myrtales, Myrtaceae. The coding region runs from base 1 to 1422 and encodes 473 amino acids.